Messenger RNA from Bicyclus anynana (squinting bush brown), 2658 nucleotides. It is a transcript of the gene sad, whose product is annotated as cytochrome P450 315a1, mitochondrial. The transcript is spliced from 7 exons. Lineage: Eukaryota; Metazoa; Arthropoda; Insecta; Lepidoptera; Nymphalidae. Gene Ontology annotation, molecular function: monooxygenase activity; oxidoreductase activity, acting on paired donors, with incorporation or reduction of molecular oxygen; iron ion binding. Gene Ontology annotation, biological process: glucocorticoid biosynthetic process; C21-steroid hormone biosynthetic process; cholesterol metabolic process. The record is from RefSeq and is a predicted model, not a curated record. Bases 1161 to 2594 code for a protein of 477 amino acids. Gene Ontology annotation, cellular component: mitochondrial inner membrane.
CACAGGAUAUUAAAAAUACUAUAAAGUCUAUGCAAUUUUUGGCUGGCUCUAAUCUAAGGCUGUGAAGAAUUACAAAUCAAAGACUACUUAAAGUUGCGUUCCAUUAAAGCGAUCUGCCGGCCUAAAACACCUCGUUAUAGCAUUCAUAUCAAUGAUGAUUCAAACAAUCAGCAUGCGAAGCAGACACUUUACCACUGAGUUACUCCCCGGUGACGCCGCAGUGACUCCGCAGCAAGGAACAUAUUUACCUACUCCGCAGGGAGCUAUCGGCACCUAACUCGGACAGAAAAUAAUAAUCAAACAAUCAGUCAUUCAAGUUUUUUAUCGUAUUUUCGUUAUUGUGAUAAUCAUCGACGGCCCUGCUUUCUGCAUCCACGGCCGUGGGUUCGAUUCCCACUACUGGAAAAUAUUUGUGUGAUGAGCAUGAGUGUUUUCCAGUGUCUGUAUGUAUUUAUACAUUAUAUAAGUAUUUAUAUGUAUAUUUAUUUAUUUAUUAUCUUUUAUAUUUCAACGAAGUGAGCUUGUUUCUUCAUUAUCUGCCGAUGUAGAUACAUCCACUCCAAACCAAGCCAAACAUACUCGUAGGCCUCCUGUAACCUGAGAGGACCUCCAAAACAUCCAGUGACUCCCAACAACAACACGCUUGAUGCCUCGGUUCAUCUGAUCAUCAUGAGCAGUUAAUAGGCACAGUCAUUCUCGGCCAGCGCAUUCCAACGUAGACUGCAUCUUCGUUUACCACCCAGGUGUGAAUUUAUGUACCUAUAUAAUAGCAAAAAAAUAUGAUAAAGAAAGACAGAAAAUUCAAGACCCAUCAUGUUUUAUGCAGGAACCGGCAACAUGUAUUAUUUAUCGUUUUGUUUUACAUGUUUUGUGAUGCUCUAAGUUGAAAAAAUAUGACACCGGAGAUCUUAUAUUACGGUUUCAGUUCCCUUUCCGAUAAAGAUUAGUCGGCUGCCGUUGCCUUGUAACAUAAGCCGUCGCGAAGUAACGCCAAACCUUUGCAGUUUGCACCUCUUAGGCCAAUUUUAUUAGAAUCUUGCAGAUGAUUUUUCUGUUUUGUGCACAAACAUAUUAGUGACGUAAACUACCUACUUUUCAUGUAGGUAAAUAAAGGAAAAAAACCCCGAAUAAAUUGCUCGUUUAAAGGUAUUCCAGACGAAAUGCUUAGAAUCAAAAUGACGGGAACAGUUCAACUUAAUGUGAAAAGAUUCAAAGGAACGUGUAUACAGGAAGAUAAAUUACUGAGCAUCAAUAACAUGCCCCACGCGAAAUCAUUACCAAUAAUAGGCACACGAUUAGAUUUUUUUGCUGCUGGAGGUGGACUAAGGUUGCACGAAUACAUAGAUUCUCGACAUAAGCAACUGGGUAAUAUUUUUGCGGAGCGACUUGCUGGAAGCAUAGAACUCGUUUUUAUAAGCGAUCCCUUGCUUAUGAAAUCACUUUUUAUUAAUAUGGAAGGUAAAUACCCUAUGCAUAUAUUACCGGAUCCUUGGGUAUUGUACGAAAAAAUUUACGGCUCACAGAGGGGUCUCUUUUUUAUGAAUGGCGAAAACUGGUUGCACAGUCGUAGAAUAUUAAAUAAACAUUUGCUGAAGGAAGGUACUGAAAAUUGGAUAAGCGUUCCUGUAAUAAAGAGCGUACAAGAUUUUGUAGAAAAACUGAAAGAAAAGUUGAACAAUGGUUACAAAAUUGAAAACUUGGAGACGGAAUUAUAUAGACUUUCAACAAACGUACUUGUAAGUAUUCUACUUGGAGAAAACUCAAUGCAACGUAGUCAACACUACGACAAAAUGUUAAGUAUAUUUUCGGAAUCUGUAAAAAAAAUAUUUCAAGACACUACAAAACUGUACGGUUGGCCAGUAGAAUGGUGCCAAUAUUUCAAUUUAAAAGUAUGGCGAGAUUUUAAGGAUUCUGUAGAUUUAUCAUUACAUUUAGCUAAAAAAAUGGCUUUUGAAAUGAUCAAAACCAAAGACCAACAUUCAGGAUUAAUACAUAAAUUGGCGCAAGAAGAUUUGGAAGAUGAAAUGAUAGCACGGAUAGUGGCAGAUUUCAUUAUAGCUGCAGGUGAUACGACUGCUUAUACAGCAUUAUGGAUAUUUUUGUUGCUUUCGAAAAAUGAGGGCGUUGUAGAAGAAAUUCGUACAAAAGAAUAUACUGUAAAGAAUGUGAUAAAGGAAGCAAUGAGAUUGUACCCAGUAGCUCCAUUUUUAACUAGGAUAUUGCCUAAAGAAACUGCAUUUGGGCACUAUAAACUUAAACAAGGAACUCCAAUUAUAGCAUCAAUUUACACAUCUGGACGUGAUGAACAAAACUUUAGUAAGCCAGACAUGUUUUUGCCCUACCGCUGGGACAGGAAUGAUCCUCGCAGAGAAAAUAUUGUCAAUCAUAUCCCUUCAGCAUCUUUGCCAUUUGCCAUGGGUACUAGAUCUUGUAUAGGGAAAAAGAUAGCACAAGUUCAACUGACAGAACUUGUUUGUCAGGUCAUCAAAAACUUUGACAUUAAAUGUAAAAACUGUAAGGAUGUGAAGGCUCUGACUUCACAAGUAUUAGUACCAGACAAACACUUAGAAUUUGAUAUCACAGUAAGAAAAUAAUAUAUAAAUGAUUGUUUUAAAAUUUAUACUGGAUAAUUGAAUUUAUAAUAAAGAAAUUAAAAUA